AUGCGAGUUCACUCCAUCUCGCUCGUAGCUGUAGCAGCGACCGUAGUAUGUCUCGACAGGCCGUCAGGGAUAUCCGGUUUGACCAUCAAAAAUGAUGAUCAUGCUGGUCCGAAUCCAACUCGCGACAACCCCGAUACGGUCGUCGCGACAACGGGAGUGACACCUUCGGAUGCCAUGGACGAGAGCAAGACGAUGUUCAACAGUGCAUGGAUUGAGCGAGUCAGUGCGGUCGUAAGCGGUUCUCCCCUAUCCGCGUUGUGGAAGCUCCUGACGAGUGGAGGAAAAUCGAUCGCGGAGCACGAACGCGAAUUGCUCAGAUUGCCGACACACCUCUUCGACCCGUCUCCCAAGCUGACCGAAGCCCUUGUGAAACACUGGUACGCAGAGAACAGAGACAUUGACAAACUGUGUGAGUCACUGAAGCUGUCCAGCGCCACUCGCGACCCGACCGCUUUAUUUCGAGCUGGCGAUUACCGAAAGAUAGAGGUGCUACGUUCCUACAUUGAGCACGUCAAUAAGAGGAAAGGGAGCAACCAUGAGCUAAUCAAGACGCUGAGGAAGAACUUGAGUGACUCGAGUCUGUCAACGUUCUUGCUGGAUUCGAUUCGAUUCGGUGUUCCGGAUAACGCUGCUUAUGCAGCGAAACUGCAGCAAGAGAUGAUGGCAAGCUGGGAGAAGGAUGGGCUGUCCGCCGACAACUUGUUUGCAACGCUGGGAAUGGAGAAAAAAGGAAAGGAAGUCUUUGGCAGCAUGGAACUGUCGACAUUGGAACGAUACGUGGAGUAUCUCCAGGUGGAAAAUCUGCUGCUUCAUGAUGCAUAUGUUCAGCUUCGAGAUGGAACUGUGCUGCGCCAGGAUGAAUAUCAGCUGCUUCAAGGUGGAUAUAUGCGACGUCAAGGUAAAACUGUACUACACCGGAAUGAAUAUACGCUUCAGGGUGUAUAUGUGCAGCUUCGAGAUGGAAUUGUGCUAAGCCAGGAUGAUUUCAUGCUGUUUCGGGAUCAGCUUGUGCUGAACGCUUUGAUCAACGGUUUUAAGAGUGAACAGAAGGUUGCUAUGCUCGCUGGUGCAAGAAAUGGACACCAUCCGGAGGCUGGGGAGUAUCUGAAGGCGUUGUUGCGUCGAUGGAAGAUCCGCGAUAUAGCGCCGGAACGUCUGUUUGCGGCCAAGCACUUUGCGACGGAUCCGUCCGGAGACGCACGAACAAUGGAGGACUUCAUUUUCGACGCUUACCGCAACUUUUAUUUGACGGACGAGUCUUUGUCGGAAGUCUUGCAAGAUCUAAUACGUAGUCGCGUGCUCAGCUAG
Molecule: messenger RNA, 1308 nt
Organism: Hyaloperonospora brassicae
Lineage: Eukaryota; Oomycota; Peronosporomycetes; Peronosporales; Peronosporaceae
Source: the annotation of a GenBank genome assembly